This is a messenger RNA of Mesorhabditis spiculigera, 582 nucleotides long. The record is from the annotation of a GenBank genome assembly. NCBI's taxonomy places the organism in Eukaryota, Metazoa, Nematoda, Chromadorea, Rhabditida, Rhabditidae.
AUGCGCUACCAAUUGGCUGUUGUAUUUUUGUUGUUUGCUAUAAUUGGGUCGUGCGAUGGGAAGAAGAAGCCGAAGAAGGUGGUGAAAAAGGUUGUGAAAAAGGCCAAGCCGCUGCCGAUGAAGUAUGUCGCGUUUCUAGACUGGCACGUCUGCAUGGCGCAAGACAUGAAAGUGGGCGACACGAUCUCCGUUCGCGGCACCCUCGCGCCGGGCGCUGUACGAUGGACCUGCAACCUGGAGUUGAUCAGCGAGAAAUCCGUUUUUAUCACCGCUGACCAUCGGGUCAUUCGGAACGAAACGCACUACAACACGCGGCUCCAGGGAAAGGGAUUCCCGUGGUGGGACGCCACCGUCAAAAAGAAGGUGCCCUUUCGCAGCGGCAACUUCUCAAUGAGCUUCAUAAUCCAAAGCCAAAGCCAGGUGAAAAUCACUUAUGGGCCGGGCGCCGCCUUUGCGAGUGCCGUCCAUAAAAGAAGCCCCAAGGCGCCAAACCCAAAGUUGACCGGGAUGCGGAAAAUUCGGUGUACCGGCGACAUUACCGCGAUGGAAGCCAAUGCUCCCGGCGAAAUGGAUUGUCCUUCA